UCUCCUCUGCUGAAGUCCAGGCUUCAUGGGAGACUGCCAAGGCUGUUUAUGUGGCAGCAGCACCAGCUCCUGUGAUGCAGAGCAUGUGCAACACAGGUGCAGCCUUCGGUGGUGCAGCUGCAAUACCUGCAACCUUAGAUGGAGCAGCUGGUACAGUCGGACCUGCAUCCGCUGAGGCAGCUGCUAAAGAGCCCGCUGAGGUGGAGCCAUAUCAGCUGCUAAACUUCCUAGAAUGUGAAAUGGUGACGUGGAAAGCCUGGGGUGACAACAUAGUGAACCAGGACAUAAGGUCAAGCGUUGCUGUGAAGAACCUGGCCAUUGCUCUGUGGGGGUCCAGUGUCCUGCAGAGGACUGUGGCCGAAAUGGCGUCGAAUGUCAGUCUUAACAAGGACAGCAGGCUGCCUCUGACACCCAAGAAAGCGGCAUUCCUAAGAGAAUGCCUAAUGAUGGAGCUCCGUGGCCAAAAGUACCAUGCAGAUGUCAUUGCUGUAAUGUCGAGGACAGCAAAAGUAAACCACAUACUGGGAGAAAAAAUGAACGACCGGCGAAAGCAAGAGAAAUGAAGAGCCAAUCGGUAAAUAAAAAUAGAACCAGCCGGUUCUUGGCAAUGGUCUGCAGUGAAA
Molecule: messenger RNA, 623 nt
Organism: Ixodes scapularis (black-legged tick)
Lineage: Eukaryota; Metazoa; Arthropoda; Arachnida; Ixodida; Ixodidae
Exons: 4
Coding region: 75-563 (162 amino acids)
Source: RefSeq, a predicted model, not a curated record